This is a messenger RNA of Fusarium oxysporum Fo47, 1595 nucleotides long. RefSeq lists its product as uncharacterized. The transcript has 2 exons. The coding region runs from base 84 to 1451 and encodes 455 amino acids. The record is from RefSeq and is a predicted model, not a curated record. Lineage: Eukaryota; Fungi; Ascomycota; Sordariomycetes; Hypocreales; Nectriaceae.
CAUUAAUGGAUUUAUAUAGUAGUCAUACUCAUACUACGGGCAGCUGUUGACUUGAGAACAUCCAUUGAACUGUUUGCGACACGAUGGUUUCAUCCAAAAUCCUCUUCUUGGCAGUUAUUGCCGCGGUGCAAGCUAUCGACGUUGACGUCGCGGUCGUAGGCGGCGGUGGAUCUGGUGGUUAUGCCGCCGUCCAGCUCCGAGAGAACUAUGGCAAGAAGAUUGUAGUCAUUGAGAAGCAAAAGCAGUUGGGUGGCCACGCACAGUCUUGGUACGAUCCAGUCACGGGAAAGGCGUACAACUAUGGCGUCGACGCCUUCACGAAUAUCACCGUCUCAGUUGACUUCUUCAAGCAACUCAAAGUUCCCAUUGGGCCAGUCCAGUCUGAACAAGUACGAAAUUUGUACGUCGACUUCAAAGAUGGCAAAACAGUCGACUACACGCCUCCAACCACGAAAGAGGCCGCUGAUGCUAUGGGAAAUUAUCGUGACCAGUGGCUCAAGUACACCGACAUCCUCUUACCUACCAGCGAGCACUUCCCACGAGGUGACAAGGUUCCGUCGGAUCUUCUGCUGUCUUGGUAUGAGUUCGCGCGCAAGUACAAGGCAGAGGCUGCGAGUCCAAGCAUCUGGGAUACUGUUGUCGUCGAUCUCAACACUGCGUUGAUGAUUGAUGUUUGGAAAGCAUGGAAUCCCAGCGUAGGAUCGUUCCAGCCAGCAUCGGGUGAUAACACAGAGAUCUGGCAGAAGGCUGCUAAACUUCUAGGCAAAGAUGUUCUCUAUGAGAGUGAAGUAGUCUCGGCUAAGCGAAGCAAGAGCGGGGUCAAGCUUCAGGUUAGAGACAAGGAUGGGCAAGUCAUCAACAUCAACGCCAAACGACUUCUGAUCACUAUCGGACCCGAGACGAUCAACCCAAAAUACUUUGACUUGAACAGUGAAGAACUGGAAGUCUUCCACUCCGCUGCCGGCAACCGCUAUUACACUGGCAUCGUAUCUCACCCGUCAUUGCCUGCAGCUGAGAUCACCAAUGUUGUCCCAGCUGCCAUCAACGAAAACUAUCUCGCGUAUCCAACCGUCCCCUUCCAAGCCUACUUUCACUAUAAAGGAAAUUCUUCCACCGGACCUAUCCACCGCGCUUUGGCUAUCGUUCCGAGGGAUACUUCGAUUGAGGAUGCCAAAGGCCUUAUCCGCAAAUCCCUACAGAAUCUCAUUGAUGCGGGAACAAUCCCAGCUGGGAAUUCUACCGAUCUCGAUUUCAGAACGUUUUCGGAUCAUGGUCUUUUAUAUAGGCGCUGGUCUGCUGAUCAGCUGCGUGGUGGUAUCUUUGCAAAGGCGAAUGCUCUGCAGGGACAGCGAUCGACUUGGUAUACUGGGGCUUUCUGGAUGAACAAUGAUUGUGUCAUGUUGUGGAACACUACCAACGCCAUCCUGAAGGAGAUGCUCAAGGAUAUUUAGAUGAACGUCUCUUUGUCUACCAAGUUCUUGAGAAUCUGAGGCAUCUGAACUCCCUUCUUUUCACUUCUUGACAGCGGCGAGUAUGGUGCGCCGGAAGUCAAUUCCUGCUCUACCUAGUUUAAAUAUCUAUAUAUUGUUACGAGA